AUGAGGAUAAUUAAAUAUUGUAAUAGUACGGGAGGAUCUCUAGCCUUGCUAUUUUUCAUGCUCACACAACAGAUUAGUUUGGCACAUUCAAAGCACAGGCACAUCGUACAUCGACAUAAACGGCAACACGGAGCAAACUUAUACUUACCCGAAACUUAUAUAAUUCCGGGCGGUGAAGGGACUGAAUCCGAAUGGGGACAAUGGAGUACACCAUCAGAGUGCUCGAGAACAUGCGGGGGUGGUGUAGCUUAUCAAAGUAGAGAAUGUUUAAUUAUUGGUCGAGACGGCGAACCAAGCUGUCAGGGUGGGAAUAAGAAAUAUUUUUCAUGUAACACACAAGACUGUCCCGAUGACGAAGCUGACUUUAGACAUCAACAAUGUUCAUAUUUUGAUCGAACGCCAUUUGAAGAUGUUUAUUAUAAUUGGGUGCCAUACACAAAAGCUCCGAAUCCGUGUGAGUUGAAUUGCAUGCCAAGGGGCGAGCGCUUUUAUUAUCGACAUAAAUCGAAAGUUAUUGACGGCACGCGUUGCAACGACCACUCAGUUGAUGUGUGUGUUGAUGGUCAAUGUCAGCCUGUUGGAUGUAAUCUGAUGUUGGGUUCACCAGCUCGUGAGGACAAAUGUAGAAAAUGUCAGGGAGAUGGCUCUUCAUGUAAAACAGUAACUGGUCUUCUAGACAUGAACAAUUUACAAGUCGGAUAUAACGACAUUUUGUUAAUUCCACAAGGAGCGACCAAUAUUGCUAUUCAAGAACGUUCGCCUUCUAACAAUUACAUAGCAAUUCGUAAUCUCACAGGACAUUAUUAUCUCAAUGGCAACUAUAGGAUAGAUUUUCCACGACCAAUGACAUUUGCUGGGAGUUUAUGGACAUAUGAACGAAAACCGAACGGAUUUGCUGCUCCUGAUAAGAUAACAUGUUUAGGCCCAAUAGAUGAAGCCGUUUAUCUUGUGCUUUUGUCUCAAGAUCAAAAUGUUGGAGUAAAUUAUGAAUAUAGCGUGCCGCGAGCUGCAGCUGCUCCCGAAGAACCGGAAAUAUAUUCAUGGGCUUUCACGAAAUUUGAAGUCUGCUCUAAAUCUUGUGGUGGUGGUCAUCAAGCAAGAAACGUCACGUGUACGAAGCAAAGAACAUCAGAAGAAGUUGAUGAGAGUUUAUGUGAUUCAUCUCAAAAGCCAGCUGAAUGGCAAAAAUGUGGACUUUUGGAUUGUGCACCUCAAUGGAUUGAAGGAGAAUGGGGAAAAUGUUCAGCACCUUGUGGACAAAGUGGAAAAAAAGAACGAAAAGUUCAUUGUGAGAAAAUCAACGCAAAUGGAGCGGUCACUGUCGUUGAUGAUGAAGUGUGUCUGGAACUUGUUGGAAAUAAACCUGCAACUGAGAGCUCAUGUAAUGAAGGCAAAAUUUGCCCUUCUUGGUUCACUGGUAAAUGGCAACCGUGCAAUAAACUUUGCGGUGAAGGAAAGAAAACGCGACAAGUCAUUUGCUAUCGAAAAGAGGAAAAUGGAGAUAUCACAGUUCUAGACGACAAAGAUUGUUCAGAUGAAAAACCAGAGGAAGAAAUGGAUUGUAUGAUAGUACCUUGUGAAGGCGUUGAAUACAUAACAUCAAGUUGGAGUGGUUGUGACGUAUGCGGUGCAACUGUUGAGACGAGAUCGGUUCAGUGUGCAUCGAAAGCUGGAAAAAUUUAUAAUGAGACUUUCUGUAACAAGAAGCCAAAGCCAGAGUUAUCCAGACCUUGCAAUGCAACGCCUUGUGAUUAUGCAUGGUUUACAUCACAGUGGACAAAAUGUUCAGCAGAAUGUGGAAAAGGCCUUGAAAAUCGAGUUGUUGUUUGUGGAAAACUCGAAGGAGAUGUUAUUAAAAAAGCUGACGAGAGUAAAUGCGAAGAAAUAGAAAAGCCCGAGGAUGAAAGAGAAUGUGAUGGACCAAAAGAAUGCCCCGCUCAAUGGUUCGCUGGGCCAUGGACAAAAUGUUCAAAACGUUGUGGUGGCGGAAUACGAACACGUAAAGUUAUUUGCUUGGGGAUUGAUGGUGCAACAGAAACGAACAAAUGUCAAGAAGACAAAAUUUUGUUUGCAAGUGAUGAUUGUAAUAUGGAUGCUUGUGUCGAUGAUGAACUUUUACCUGUAGAUACAACAAGUCAACCAGUUGAAGAAGAUGACGAAAGUGAAGAAUGGUGUGACGAAGAUUAUGAAGAGAUGACGACUGAUCAAAAUGGUGUUCUUAAAGUGACAAGCGACUAUACAGAUUUGUCUUCAGGUAUUGAUUUCUCAUCGAUGGCUUCCACUGAAUCAUCACCCUUAACAGAAGAACUUAUGCUUAGUGACGCAACAGGUUUUGAGACGGAUGUAACAGACGAAACUACAGAUAUGUCUAUAGAAGGUUCAGGAUCAUCAACAUCAGAUAUGGACCUUGAAUCAAGAUUUGAUGGAAGUGGAACUGAUGAAUCGACAUCAGUUACAUCAGACAAAACUAUGAUGACUUCAUCCGGUCUCAGUUCAAUUUCUGAAGAAAGUACUUCUGCUAGUAGUGAUGAUACAACAGAAUCUCUUUCUUCUCUUGAUUCGACAAAAGAUUCGACAGAAGAGUCAGAUAUUACAACAGAAUCAGAUUCAGACUCAUCUACCUCAUCACCAACUUCUGAAAGCUCUUCAGAAACCUCGAAAAGUUCAGUAGAUGGUAGUUCUUCAUCUAUUUCUACUGAAAGCAGCUCAUCUUCUGAUUCUACUGAUAGCAGCAUUUCGUCUGAUUCUACUGAUAGUAGCUCAUCUUCUGAUUCCACUGAUAGUAGCAUUUCGUCUGAUUCAACUGAUAGUAGCAUUUCGUCUGAUUCAACUGAUAGUAGCUCAUCAUCGUUCUCUACUGACAGCUCUUCGACAAGUGAUGAUACAACUACUGAAAGCGAUUCAUCAACAUCAGAGUCAAUAACAACUGAAUCAUCGUCAUCCGAAAGUUCAACUGAUCAAGACACUAUAAUUCAGUCAACAACGAGAGAUUUAGCUGACUAUGAAAUUCAAACAAGCAGUUUUGAUUAUAGCACAGAGUUAAGUACUGAAGAAGUAUCAGAAGAAUCGUCAAGUGAGGUUACAACAGUUUCAAGCGAAACAUCAAAUUCAGAAACGACUGAAUCUGAUGGAACGUCAGACUCUACAGACUCAACAGACACAUCAGACUUCACGGACACUACAGACUCAACAGACAAAUCAGACUCCACUGACAAUACAGAAUCUACAGAUACAUCAGAUUCAACGGACACUACAGAUUCAGCAGAAACUACAGAGACGACAGAGACGACAGAAGAAUUCACAGGGUCUACUGAUUCAACUGAUUUCACAAGUACGACUGAAAAUUCUAGUACUGAAGCUACAGAAUCAACGCAAACCGAUGAGUCAUCAACAACGGGAGAUGAAAGCACAGAAACUUCAGAUACAUCAACAUCAUCAGAUUUUGAUUCUUCAACUGUGGAUAUUUGGUCAACGACCGAUUCUUCAGAUUAUGAUGAUAGCUCAACGAUGACUUCUGCAUUUGAAAAAGCUGUUCGAGCUGAGCUUAAACCCAAAAAAUGCAAGCCGAGACCAAAGAAACCAGCAGCAUGUUUUGUAUCAGAAUAUGGUUGUUGCCCAGAUAACAAAACAGCUGCCAUUGGACCAUUCAAUGAGGGUUGUGAAAUUCCAGAAACUUGUAAGGAAACCAAAUUUAAUUGCUGUUCUGAUGGUCUCACUCCAGCGAAAGGAACUAAUGGCAAAGGUUGUCCAUCAGAAGACUGUAAAGAUACUUUGUUCGGAUGCUGUCCAGAUGCCGUAUCUGUCUCGAAAGGAAACAACAACGAAGAAUGUCCGGAACCAACCACCACACCAGUUCCAACAACAAAGCCUACGACAACAAAGACCACAGCGAAAACUAAAUCAGGCGAUACAACAACAGCUGCAGGAACUACAAAAGUUCCAGAAGUUGAGUCAAGACUUCAAGGAUGUUUUGCUUCUGAAUUUGGAUGUUGUCAAGACAAUAGCACAGAAGCGACAGGCCCCAAUUAUGGUGGAUGUUCAAGCUGCAUUAAUACACAAUUUGGGUGCUGUCCCGAUAACGAAACACCAGCUCAUGGCCCACUUCGUGAAGGGUGUUGCUUGCUCUCUCCCUUCGGAUGUUGCCCAAAUAAUAUCAAUGAAGCUAGAGGCCCUAGUCUUGAAGGAUGUGGUUGUGAAUACUCACCUUACGGUUGCUGUCCUGAUGGUACAACUUCAGCUAAAGGGCAUGACAAUGAAGGAUGUGGAUGCAAAGACACACCUCAUGGAUGUUGCCCAGAUGAGAUUACUCCAGCAGCUGGUGAAGAAUACUCAGGUUGUCCUUGCCAUUCUUAUCAGUUUGGAUGCUGUUCUGAUGGUGAAACUAUUUCUACCGGUCCACAUAGUCAGGGUUGUCAUUGUUCUAGUACACCGUUUAAAUGUUGUUCAGACAACGUUACACCAGCAAAGGGGCCUGACUUUGAAGGAUGUGAUUGUUCCACAAGUCAAUUUGGUUGUUGUCCUGAUGGUGUAACUGAAGCUAAAGGUAACAGUUUUGAGGGAUGUGAAGAUAAAGUCCCAGAUUCACCACAAAAAGCAUGUAGUCUUAAACGUGACAUGGGAACGUGUAGUGACAACUAUACAGUUAAAUAUUUCUUCGAUAGUGAGUAUGGCGGCUGUAGUCGUUUCUGGUACGGUGGUUGUGGUGGCAACGAAAAUCGCUUUGACAGUGAAAUUGAAUGUAAGGAAAUUUGCGUUGAACCGACAGGAAAGGAUAGUUGCCUUUUACCUAAAAUUCAUGGACCAUGCACAGGAUAUUAUCCAAUGUGGCAUUACGACAGCGACCGCAAUACUUGUACACAAUUUAUUUAUGGCGGUUGUCUUGGUAACGCUAAUCGUUUUGAGAAGAUUGAAGAUUGUCAAGCACAAUGUGUUGUAGAUGAAAAGAUUCCAUCGUGUGAUCAACCUAUUGAACAAGGAUCAUGUAGUGGUUCAUUCGAACGCUGGGGCUACGAUAAAGAAAGAGACAUUUGCGUACCAUUCAAUUAUGGAGGCUGUAAAGGAAAUAAAAAUAACUUCGCGACUGAAAAUGCUUGCAAUUAUCAAUGUAAAACACCAGGAGUGGGCAAAAAAAGUUGCAAUCUACCUAAAGAGUCUGGUGAUUGUGAAGAGAAACAUGCUCGUUGGUAUUUCUCCCAGAAUGAUAACAAAUGCAUGCCAUAUUAUUAUUCUGGGUGUGGUGGAAAUGACAAUAACUAUGACUCCGAAUAUUCAUGUGCUGACCAAUGUCCACCUACUGUCGUUAAAGACACAUGUCAGCUUCCUGCUGAUAUUGGUAAUUGCCAAACAUAUGUCGCUCAAUGGUACUACGAUACAAAGAUUAAGAGAUGCCGUCAAUUCUAUUAUGGAGGUUGCGGAGGAAAUGAUAAUCGCUUUGCAACUGAUAGUGAAUGUGAGCAACGCUGCAGCACUAGGGAACAAGAAAAACCAAGAACACGCCAUCCUGAAACUCAAAGACCACCGGAACAACCAACGAGACAAACAAGUCGACCAAUGAUUGAACGUCAAAAGGAUAUAUGUUUAUUACCUUAUCAAUCUGGAACAUGCCGUGAACAACACAGAAGAUUUUAUUACGAUCGCGGCUAUGGAAUUUGCAGUCAAUUCUUAUAUACUGGCUGGGAUGGGAAUGAAAAUAACUUUGAGACUCUUGAUGAAUGUGAAACUCUUUGUGAUGAUGCUGUUGGGCUUUGUGACUUGGCUCCACUAUACGGUCGAUGUUCUGAAAAUAUCACAAGAUGGUACUUUGAUGCUUAUACGCAAGAGUGUCAAGAAUUCGAAUUCAGUGGAUGUUAUGGGAAUAAGAAUAAUUUCGAAGACAAAAGAUCAUGCGAAUAUGCUUGCAGACGUCCCGAUGAAACUCGCACCUCAGAAGCUCAAACAAUACAGACAGCUCGACCUACAUCAAGACCAGCACCACAACCUGAAGAAAGAGUUUCUGAAGAUGUUUGCAGUCAACCAGAAGACCCAGGAUCCUGUGAUGAAUAUGUUAUCCUUUAUACUUUCAAUUCAACUUCAAGGCAGUGUAAACGUUUCUAUUAUGGCGGUUGCGAUGGCAAUGAUAAUCGAUUCAACUCCCAAGAUGAAUGCGAGUCUACGUGCUUAAGCCCCGAAGUUGACAGCAGAGUUCAACCUGAGCGAGAACGUGAUUGCGACCAAUAUAUUCGACACUGUGAAUCUUUACGUUGUCCUUACGGACUACUUAAGUCUUAUGAUGCAGGUUGCGAACAGUGCGAAUGUGAAGAUCCGUGUGCUGAAUAUGAGUGUCCAAUUGAUAGCAAGUGUUCGGUUGACGUAAGUGAUCAAGAAGGCGUGACAGUCUUUGUGCCAGUUUGCCGAAGAUUCACAAAGCCUGGACAGUGCCCGAGACUUGAACAACGAACAGCUGCAUGUGAGGUUGAGUGUCAUGACGAUGCUGAUUGCAGAGGAGAUUAUAAAUGUUGCUCAGCUGGUUGCUCAAACAUUUGUACUCCACCAAUUGAUAACAGGGUGAGACCAACAACACAAGCACCUUACCAUCCUGAGGCUCAAGCUCCAAGUCUUCAAGAGGUAUCCGAAGAAGAUUUGCAACCUGUUGCCAGAGAAGGUGGUGUUGCUACUUUAAGAUGCUUUGCAACUGGUUUCCCACCUCCCUCGAUCACAUGGAAACGAGGUGGAUUGGAGUUGAAAACAAAUCACGGAAGAUUUGUUCUUACAUCAAAUGGAGAUCUUCAAAUUGUUCAACUACAUCGGACUGAUGCUGGAACCUAUGUAUGUGUAGCGUAUAAUGGGAUUGGAAACAGUAUAGAACGUGAGGUAACACUCACAGUUGACGAACCGGUGGAUGGUAGUGCAUACAUCUUAGGUGACACUAACUCUACAGUUUUGGCAAUUAUUUCUGAACCAGCUACACUUAGAUGUUUAGCUGGUGGAUAUCCCAAACCGUUUGUGACAUGGUGGAGGGGAGAUAAAAUUUUGCCUUUGAAAGAUGAUCGUAUUGAAAUUACUCGUGAUUAUUCACUCAACCUUAACAGUGUUGAUCUCUAUGAUUUGGGCCCUUACGUUUGUCAAGCUUACAACUCAAUAGGCAGACCAGUUUCAAUUCAAGUAACUCUCAGAACACACGGGCCUGUCAAUCCACAUAGCGAGGAAGAUUACAAGUAUCUUCAAUAUGUUGAUAAUUAUCCUCUUACAACAGCUCCUCCGAGAAUCCCAAAUCCUUCUCCCACACCUCGCACAAGACCUAGUUAUGUCCAAUCUACUCCACCUCACAUUACUUCUGCACCUCGAAUAAGCCUUGUUCCAGUAACUGCUAACAUCAUGCUUCCAAAAGGACGAGUUUACAGCGUAGGAACAGACAUUUUACUUAAUUGCAAUGUAACGGGAGAGCCUACACCAGAAAUUACGUGGUACAAAGACAAUCGACAACUGGAUCCAUCAGAUCAUAUAGAAAUGCCAGAACCAAAUAGAGUAAUUAUCGUUGGUGCACAUCCAUCUGAUUCAGGAAACUAUCGAUGUGUAGCUCGAAAUAAUUACAGUCAAGCUUUUGCAGCAGAAGUAAUAAGCGUAGAAGGUUUCCACAUACCUUCUGAUUGUACUGAUCACCAGAAAUUUGCCAACUGUGCACUUAUUGUAAAAGGCAAUUACUGUAAUCACAAAUAUUAUGCCAAAUUUUGUUGCCGGUCAUGUACUCUUGCUGGUCAGCUUCAGUCGCAUCCGAACCAAAUUUAAUCAGACGUCAGACGAUACAUGAAAAUCUCUUCUGUUUUCAAAUUUUUAUUUUAUUUUUUUUUUUCGUUUCAUUUCCCAAAGAUAAAAUGAAAAUCUUUUAAUUGAAAUAAAUUUUGUUAUAGCUCUUCCUCCUUUCAUCUUGUUUUACUUAAGUGAUUGAGCUUAAGUAAAAGUAAGAAUGAGGACGAGUAAUAGAUAUAAAUACAUAAGCGAAAAAAUAUUGUGUUCAUUGUUCCUACGUUUAGUAAUUUAUAACGUUAAGGACGAUCAAAAUCUUCAUUAUAAAUUUAUUAAAAGCCAAUAUCCUUCUGUCGGAAUGAAAAAUCAAUUCAAUUUAUAAAUGAGAUAUGAAUGUUUAAUUUGAAAUAUUUACAUAGUUUUAAUUCUCUAUCAGUGCCAUGAACAAAAUUUAAUGUUAUAAAAAAUAUGUACCUUCUUUAUACACGUAACCUUUAUUUGUGAAUGAUAAAGUUUCAUUAUUUACAUUCUCAUUUCACCGAUAACACAAUUUUAAUCUGAGUGAGUGCCUUUACUGCAUUUUUUCUCUCUCCUUCUCAGCACUUGUGUACCCGUCAAUAGCUUCCAUUUGCAUAAUAAAACUGGGGAAUUAAAUUGUUUUGUAUAUGUAGUGAGAUUUUUUAACAAAUGAAUAUUGAAAAAAAGCCAUUCAAAACAGCCAUAUUCUGUAUACACAUAUGUAUUCUAUGUAUAGCGAAUGUAUGAAUCAAGGCAGAUACAGUAUUUAAAUAAACAACGCUGAAGGAUUCUAACAAAACUUGAGUAGCGAGGCAAUUCAUUUCCAUUACCUAAAUAUUAGAAGCAAAAACAAACUUAAACGAAUUAAAAAUGCCUGCCCAGUGUAUGAGUGUUAACGAUUUUAUUAUUUUCUUCAUCCAAAAGCUUGAAAGUUUUCAAAUUUUGAGAACUCUGAAAUCCCUGGAUGAUGAUUAAUAGCAAUAAUACCAAUAGCAUUAAAAUAUAUUUGAGAUGAAAUUUAUGUUUGAAGAGGAAGAAGCAAGAUGAGAUAAUUAUGAAAAAAAGAACUAAAUAAUAUAGAAAUGACGAAUUAUUAUUGGAGUUUUUUAUUCGUUGAAAUUUAAAAAGAAGGUUUAAAAGAUGAAUGGAACGAGAUUACCGGUUAAGGAUAUCAAAUAACAAUUAAAAUAUAUGUAUGAAUGAUACUUAAAUUUUACUCUCAUCUCAAAUACAUAUUUCUAAUAGCACUGGAAAAGCGAUGCUUCACAUGUAGUUCAUAUAGUCAGUUAUAUGAAAAUUUUUGAUACAAAAUAAAAUUCAACUUUCUGGAAUUAUCGAAACGAAAAUAUUUUAUGUGAAUAAAAUUAAAAAUAAAAUUCAUAAAGAA
This is a messenger RNA of Clunio marinus, 9127 nucleotides long. Lineage: Eukaryota; Metazoa; Arthropoda; Insecta; Diptera; Chironomidae. The record is from the annotation of a GenBank genome assembly.